Messenger RNA from Folsomia candida, 4139 nucleotides. Its product is annotated as discoidin domain-containing receptor tyrosine kinase B-like. Gene Ontology annotation, biological process: cell surface receptor protein tyrosine kinase signaling pathway; multicellular organism development; protein phosphorylation. The record is from RefSeq and is a predicted model, not a curated record. NCBI's taxonomy places the organism in Eukaryota, Metazoa, Arthropoda, Collembola, Entomobryomorpha, Isotomidae. The transcript is spliced from 20 exons. Gene Ontology annotation, molecular function: ATP binding; collagen binding; protein tyrosine kinase collagen receptor activity. Gene Ontology annotation, cellular component: signaling receptor complex. Bases 755 to 3658 code for a protein of 967 amino acids.
GCUUGCUCCUCUUGCUCAUCGCCCAAGUGAGAAAGUGAGCAUCUUUCUCCACCACGCAGCAUUUUCUUCAGAUUUUGGGACCCUGUGGCGAUUUAAACAACUUUUCGUACUUCUCACAUUUUACAACUUUGUAAAAUCAAGCACUGACGCCUACUCCUGCUGGGUUUCACUACCGAGUGGUGUUUAAAUUAUUUUCAGGAAGUGUACAUUUCUAUUUACGCACACGAUAGCGGGCGUAUCAUCCCCCUUCGAUUCCGGUGAUUUCCUAUUCUUCCAUUGAGACUCAAAAUUUAGAGAUAUGAUCAACUUAAACUGGAAGAAUUUAAUUUCCGGUGGUAAAUAUAAAAUACAUAAAAGAGAAGGGUGAAUUUUAAGCCAAACCAACCAACCUGACUAUUAUGCAGAAAGAGGGGGUGAGAUGAGAAAGUUGGUGAACGAAUAACACGCAGUGUAUCGGAGAUGUGGUGACUAGUGAGAAUACUGGAAAAGUGCGUACAUGCAAGUAUUAUGUAAUGCAUGACUAACGUGUCUUAUCAUCCCAGCCAUCCAAUUGAAUUUUCCCUGCGGAAGAAAACUUUCUGUAUAAAAAGAUUCAAAUUUGACAUUGACACUCCCUCAUCAACCAGCAGUACAUAAUUUUGUACCGAAAUCAUUCCCAAAAAAGUUUGACUUCCCCCAUGACGAGGAAGAGACAGAGUUCAUACAUACAAAUGAUCAAAAGAUCGCUAGUCUGCCGAGGCUGAAAAACGUUGACAUGGACCAAUGUACAAAAAUAAAGUGCACACUUCGCGUAAAGAUGAAGUUUCCUAUUCAAAUUUUCCUAAUAAGUUUGAUUUUCUAUUCAAACGUUGAAAGUCUUGAUCUUUCACAAUGUACAAUGCCUUUGGGGAUGGAAAGUUAUGACAUUGCAGACUCGGACAUUACCGCCUCUAGCUCUUAUGAAAAUGGAAAUGUUGGACCAUUUCUUGGCAGAGUUCGAACGGAAAAUCAAGGAGGGGCUUGGUGUCCGAAGAAUCAAAUUACUUCCGAAGGCGAAGAAUGGCUGCAAAUUGAUCUGCACACAACGCGCGUGAUAACUGAGACGGAGACACAGGGAAGGUUUGGUAAUGGUCAGGGUCUGGAAUUUGCAGAGACUUACAUGCUGUCAUACUGGAGACCGCAGUUAAAUAAAUUCGUUCGUUAUCGAGAUCACACGGGAAACGAGAUUCUCAAAGGGAAUAUCAAUACUUACCUGGCCGCAAAAACGGAGCUAAAUCCACCCAUAAUAGCUUCUAAAAUUCGAAUCAUUCCAUACUCGUACCACAGACGGACGGUAUGUAUGCGGGUCGAGAUUUACGGCUGUCCAUAUCGAGGUGGCCUGCAAAGCUAUGCCAUGUCUCAAGGAAGCAAGUUGGGCGAAAACUGGGAACUUUAUGACUUCAGUUACGAUGGACAAUGGGAGGGACAGUAUUUACAAUACGGACUCGGGCAGCUCGUGGACGGAAAAGGAGGCCCUGUAGACUUCAAGGACGAUUAUUAUGCUGAAAAUGGGAAAGGCUGGGUAGGGUGGAGGAAUGAAUCUAGAAAUGCCACAAAUCCCUUAGAAAUUCUCUUUAAUUUCGAUGCCGUUCGAGAGUUCAACAGCGUACACAUUCACACUUCAAACCAGUUUACUAAAGGCGUCCAGGUGUUUUCUGAAGCGAGGAUAUUCUUCAGCAUUGGGGGCAAAUUAUUCCCUGGAGCCGCCAUCGCUUUUGUCCCAAGUGAGGACUGCAUUUUCGAGGACCCUAAAAACAUUACCAUUAAACUGCAUCAUCGAAUAGGGCAAUAUGUCAAAAUUCAACUUUUCUGGGCCUCCAAAUGGCUGCUCAUUAGUGAGAUUACUUUCGACUCCCAGCCUGCCAUGGGGAACUUUACGGACGAGGGGAGCUUGCCUGUUGGCAACAGCAGCAGCACGAAAGAGACUAAAGACACUCUCAACAACUCCCAAACUAAUGUCUCCUCACGUAUCGUAAUUGAUAAUCCCGAGCUUCCCAUCAACGUUGCAAAUUCUGUUGUAGACCGUACCCCAACAUUGGUGGAAGAGUUUUCAUCAUCUACAGUAGUGAUAACUGCCGUGAUCAGCUCCUGUAUCGCCAUUCUCCUUGUCCUCCUAAUGAUUUUGGCUGCUUUUCUUCUGAGAAAUCGUCUCUUUGUCCAAGAAAAGAUACCACCACCAAGCCAACCAAAUUCCAUGCACUAUGGAGAAGUAGGCUUCAACAAUGGAAUCGGGUUCGCCGGCUGUCAAAGUGACUUUGGUUAUGCUGCCCCACUUGUUCUGCUGGCAUCACGAGGAGACACAAAAUCCAAGUCUCCACAAACGAUGGCUUCAUCCCUUUCAAGAGAUUAUGAACCCUUUAAGGCCUUUUCCAGCUUUGUGGGAUCAAAUGCUAAUAAUACUGCUGCCAAGUCUAAUGGGGGUUCCAUUAGUUCAUCAGGAAACUCUAAAACAGCAGAGUACUAUAGCUGUGCUUUGCUACCAAACCCAGCCUUCAUUAAUAAGACAGAUUUGAAGGCAAGUGACUACGAGUACGUUUCAAACGCGGGGGACUUUAAUCUUGUUCCAACAAGUCACAAAAAUCCCAGAAGGAACAGAUCUCCAGAUACAUCCCUCUCCCCACCACCAAUGUUCAAGACCAAUAUCAGAGGUCAUCACAAUAUCUCACUACGACUGAGGGAACUCGGGCUGCCCGAAAUCCCGAAAGAGAAUUUAAUUCUUUUGAAACAAGUUGGCCAAGGAAUUUUUGGGACGAUAUUUAUCGGCGAACUUCAUUGGUCAAAUACUAUGGAUAGACACCUUGUGACAGUGAAACGCUUGUUACGAAAUGCAUCUGAAAAAGACAAGAUGGAUUUCCUUACAGAGGUUCGACUCUUAUCCACUUUAAAAGAUCCCAACGUCACGCAAGUGAUGGGCUUGUGUACAGAAGAGGAGCCCUUUUCUGUGGCGCUUGAGUUUUUGGAAUUAGGGGACCUUUGUCAAUUUCUCAGACAAAACGAUACUCUACAAUCUGCUUCAAAGAGAAAGCUAAGUGAUGGAGACCUUCUUCAUUUGGGCAGCCAAAUAGCAAGCGGAAUGAAAUUUCUCGAGAGCAAGAAUAUUGUACAUCGCGAUCUAGCUGCAAGGAAUUGCGUUGUCAGCCGGUGUCUGACGGUUAAGAUUUCUCAUUUUGUCUCAGACACCGGGCUUUACUCUCAAGAUUACUACCAAAUUGAUGGCAAAAUGGGUUUACCUUUACGCUGGAUGGCGUGGGAAAGUAUAUUUCUGGGAAAGUAUUCUACCAAAAGUGACGUCUGGUCAAUGGGAGUACUUCUUUGGGAAAUCCUCACAUUUUGUCGACAAUCUCCGUACCCUUCAUUCACUGAUCAAGAAGUAAUUCAUAAUGCAAGACGCCUAUCUCUCGAUGAUGAUGCUGAUCCCUUUCAAGUGUUAAACCAUCCCUACAACUGUCCCCGAGAUGUUUAUGAGCUGAUGUGUGAUACCUGGAAAAGAAAUGAUGUGGAAAGGCCAUCUUUUUGGGAAAUCCAUUGUUUUUUGAUGAGAAAGAAUAUGAAUUAUUGUAACAAGACCUCGCAUCCAAACUCGCGAACGAACGUUGGAACAACGAACAAACCUGAUGCACGGACUUCGUACUAUGUCUGAGUCCUACGACCCCUCAAUAAUACGUAAUAUUAUAUGCAUACAGGAUACCACAUUUGCAUUCAUUCCUGAUAAUUUAUGACACUUUGUAAUACUUAUUGACCCUUAACAAUGACUCGAUCGGUGUUAUACCAUCUUUAUCGUAUACAUAUAUUUCGAAAUUCUUAUUGCACAAGCUUUAUAUAUUUAUUAUUCACGAAACAAUUUUUACCAAUUUUGAAAAUGCUAUUUAUAAAUAUGUAUGGUUGAAUUUAUUGUACUUGAAGGUUAUGAACUAGUAUUAUAUCAAAAGCCAGUUUGUAUGCAUGUGUGCCAUAUUGUCUUCUGUAUGUAUAUAUAUUUCUCCAUUGUAUGUAUGUAAAUCAAGGUGCUCGCUCCUUUGUGUAGGCUUCUUUCACGAAAACCUGAACAAGUGUCAAAUGUCAGAAAGUCAAUAUGUGUACAAAAAGAAAAGAAAAUACAACACAAAAUUUCUCAAGAUGAA